CGUGGCCUCUCUUAAAUUGCCGGAGUUGGCGGAGAAUUUUUGCAAACAAACUCAGACAGACGCUGCAAUAACUUUCUCCUGCACCUGUGCCGCGAAAAGCUGAGGAUGGACGCAGCUCUGAAGAAAAGAAACGGAGACAAUGGAAUUCAGCAUGGGUCUAUGAGGCAGGCGUACUUGGAGGAGCAGACCAACAAAGCGGGCGUGCUCUCCUGCAUCUUCUCCCUGAAGGAGGAGGUGGGCGCUCUGGCCAAAGCCCUCAGGCUCUUCGAGGAGAAGGGCAUCAACCUGACCCACAUCGAGUCUCGUCCGGCGCACAUGAACAGCGAUAAGUAUGAGUUCUUCAUCAACGUGGACACCACCUGCUCCAAGGCCCUGGACGAGGUCAUCGACGGCCUGCGCCUGGAGAUCAGUGGGCAAGUGCACGAGCUCUCCCGCAACAAACAGAAGGACACCGUGCCGUGGUUUCCCCAUGAGAUCCAGGACCUGGACCGUUUCGCCAACCAGAUUCUGAGCUACGGGUCCGAGCUGGAUUCUGAUCAUCCUGGCUUUACUGAUCAGGUCUACAGGGCCCGCAGGAAGGAAUUUGCUGACAUCGCCUUCAACUACAGACAUGGCCAGGUGAUCCCGCGUGUGGUUUACACUGCUGAGGAGAAAGCCACGUGGGGGGAGGUGUUCAAAGAGCUGAAGACGCUUUACCCCAGCCACGCCUGCCGCGAGCACAACCGCGUCUUCCCCCUGCUGGAGCAGUACUGCGGGUAUCGCGAGGACAACAUCCCGCAGCUCGAGGACAUCUCUAAAUACCUGCAGUCCUGCACAGGUUUCCGCCUGAGGCCUGUGGCGGGGCUGCUUUCCUCACGUGACUUCCUGGCUGGACUGGCGUUCCGGGUCUUCCACUCCACACAGUACAUCCGCCACGGAUCCAGGCCCAUGUACACCCCUGAGCCAGAUAUCUGCCAUGAACUGCUGGGACACGUGCCACUGUUUGCUGACUACAGUUUUGCCCAGUUCUCACAGGAAAUUGGUCUGGCUUCCCUGGGAGCUCCAGACGACUUCAUUGAGAAACUUGCCACUGUGUACUGGUUCACUGUUGAGUUCGGGCUCUGCAAACAGGGUUCAGAGGUCAAAGCUUACGGAGCUGGCCUACUCUCAUCCUUUGGAGAAUUACAAUACUGCUUGACAGACAAGCCAAACAUCCUUCCGUUUGAACCUGAGAAAACAUCCCUUCAGAAGUAUCCCAUCACGGAGUUCCAACCUGUCUACUUUGUGGCCGAGAGCUUUGAGGACGCCAAGGAGAAAGUCAGGAAGUUCGCCGGCACUAUCCCGCGACCCUUCACCGUGCGCUAUAACGCCUACACCCAGAGCGUCGAGGUGUUGAACAGCACGCAGCAGCUGCGUAAUCUGUCUGACACUAUCACAGGUGACAUGGGCAUCUUGUGCAACGCCUUGCGUAAACUGGAGUAAAGAUUACGUCGAAAUAUUGUAAAGAUACGGAUGUUGUAUUGUGAGGAGUUUCGGAGAAUUGUGCGCCAAAAAUAAUUAACCAACUCUUACCAUAUAUCCAAUACAAGCAUGCAUCAGCUUCACCGUUUGCAAAGCUUAUAUAGCCUACUCUAUGGUAUGAUUUCUCACAAUGUAUUUCUUGUCAUCUAUUAUAAUGUAGAAUUUUUUUUCCUAUUGUAGUGUAUUGUAUUAUGUGACGAGCUUAUGUGAACAAUGAGAAUAGCGUUUCUUACGUGUCCUGUAGUAUUUCGCAACGCUAUCAUAUGCACAAAUCUUUGUAAAUAUACACACACAUAUAUUACACCUAUUCUGGGGAUUUGAUUCAAGCAGAAAUAUUUGUUCAUUUUAAUUGCAUUAAUCACUCAAGCAUAUAGAAUUAAAACGAAAAUUGUUUUCCCUACCUUCAAAUGAAGAGGUAGCCUAUCUGGCUGUGUCUGCAAGGCUGAGGAUAAUAACUGUAAUUUCACAAAUAAGGGGGAGCCAAUUGAAUUACACCAGAGCUUUAUUCAUUAGAUUACUCCAUUGUGCCUUUGAUCUUUCGGUAAUACUCUAACGAAUAUAUUUACUUUUUCAUUGCAUUUAUUUACAGAAAAACACCCAGCAUAUAAAACUGUGAAGAAAGCGCACAAAAUCUGUCGUGAUAUGAUUAGGAAUAUAUUUAGCCUACGUGAACAGAUGCUUAUUAGACGUCAUCAUAUGUAUUUUUUAAAUGUCGUAGAUAAAAAUAAUUUCAACUAUUAGUGUGGUAUACAUACAAUACUUAUACUAUAUUAGGAUAGGAAUUAUUCUGUUAGCAAGCUAAGAAGACUGUUAGUAUGUGCAUGCAAUGUAACUGAUUCAAGAAAAUAAAAUAUUUCUUCACUCUCA
Clupea harengus (Atlantic herring) is the source of this 2367-nucleotide messenger RNA. It is a transcript of the gene pah, whose product is annotated as phenylalanine hydroxylase. Gene Ontology annotation, biological process: L-phenylalanine catabolic process; L-tyrosine biosynthetic process. Gene Ontology annotation, molecular function: phenylalanine 4-monooxygenase activity; iron ion binding. The record is from RefSeq and is a predicted model, not a curated record. NCBI's taxonomy places the organism in Eukaryota, Metazoa, Chordata, Actinopteri, Clupeiformes, Clupeidae.